This is a messenger RNA of Erpetoichthys calabaricus (reedfish), 16344 nucleotides long. Its product is annotated as protocadherin Fat 4. The transcript has 17 exons. The coding region runs from base 814 to 15681 and encodes 4955 amino acids. The record is from RefSeq and is a predicted model, not a curated record. Gene Ontology annotation, molecular function: calcium ion binding. Gene Ontology annotation, cellular component: plasma membrane. NCBI's taxonomy places the organism in Eukaryota, Metazoa, Chordata, Cladistia, Polypteriformes, Polypteridae. Gene Ontology annotation, biological process: homophilic cell-cell adhesion.
GAGUGCUGAAGGGGUGCAAAGCGCUCGGGAUAAGUAAGAAGGGGCGUGGAGGGGCUGGGAUAGCCAAUAGUCCUUCUCUUAGGAGGGACUUGUGAACCCGAGAGUUGUCGGACUUCGUCGCUGCAAAGCUGUUAAGGGGAAUGACUUAAACUAAGCAGAAAGGUGGCUGACCGAUCAAGGACUACAGAUACCUCCAGAGUUAUUCCGGACAGUUUCAAGUGCGGAGCUGUAGAGUGAAAAAAAAUAUGUGCUCCUUCUGACGUGCCGUGAUUCCUGAAAGAAAACUGGGUCGCCCGGGACGGCAAAGAGCCACUGCUUCACUGAAUAUUGAUAACAGGAAAAAAGGCGCAAUUCACAAGUAAAGAGCAACUUGUCAUUUUAUUUUUUUAAUUAGUACUUUUUUUUUUUACACGCGACAUAUUGUAAUGACAAGCAAAGCUCGGAAGGGGCACAGCUGGAAAGUUUCUUGACCUCCUCGGAACUGACAAGUAAAGGAUUCUUUUGCAUCCACAGAACUUAUAAUUCGAGUUGAUAGUUUUCUUUACUUUGCAGAUCGGACUGAGAAGCAAGCAGAGAGAGACGCCUGCAACUGACAAAAGAGUACCUGCUUAGAACUAACUUCUGCAAGUUAAAUUAAAGUACAUCGAACAUGCAAUAAGGAGUUUUGAGACGAAAAGUAACUUAAUGACUGGGGAAGAAGGAACACAUUUGCACUAUACUGUCAACAUCAGCAUGGCAUCUUUUUGGAUUUAAAUAUUUAAUGUUUUACGACGAUUGCGCAUUCUCCGGUAAGAGUGGACAGCCUCUAGGACAAUGGCGCUUUUUGGACACGGAUUUUAUUUGCUUCUGUUCCUUUUGCGCACUCACUGGCAGGAUGCAGCUGGCAGCCAGGUGGGUCAGGAGUUUCGGGUUCUGGAAGAACAGCCCGUGGGCACCUAUGUGGGUACUAUACCAACAAAGCCGACUUUUACCUAUCGUUUUAGCGAGAAUCAUAAACUGUUCGCGAUCAACGGGACCACAGGUGUGAUUUAUAGCACAGCUGUGAUAGACCGGGAAAGUUUGCCAAGUGACGUGAUCAAUGUGGUGGUGCUGUCCAGUCAGCCGACAUACCCAACUGAAGUGAGGAUUUUAGUGGUGGACAUUAACGACAACGCUCCUAUCUUCCCCGAUCCGUCCAUCGUGGUGUCCUUUAAGGAGGAUGCAAGCAGAGGAAGACAGGUGAUUUUAGACACAGCGACGGAUGCAGACAUCGGAAGUAACGGCGUGGACCACACCACUUACCGGAUAGUGCAGGGUAACGAGUUGGGCAAAUUCCGCUUGGAUAUUACCGUUAACCCCAGCGGAGAAGGGGCAUUCCUGCACUUGGUGUCCACUGGAGGCCUGGAUAGAGAAAUCACGCCAUUCUAUCAGUUGCUGGUCGAAGUGGAGGACAGAGGCACCCCAAAGAAGGUCGGCUACUUGCAGGUGAACGUAACGAUUCAGGACGUAAACGACAAUCCUCCGGUGUUCGAACACGAGAACUAUGAGAGCAGCGUUCCCGAGGACUCAGAGGUGGGUGCUAGCGUGCUGCGGGUGGCGGCGCUCGACAGGGACGAGGGUGCCAACGCUGACAUCCGCUACUCGCUGGACCCUGAGAGCACGCCGUUUCAAAUUGACCCGAUUGUGGGAAUCGUCAGCAUCAGGGAGCCUCUGGACUUUGAAGUCAAAAGGUUAUACUCGUUGACUAUUCACGCUGUAGACGGUGGAGUGCCCGCCCUCUCAGGUAGGUCAGAGGCGACAGUGCGGCUUGUGGACGUCAAUGACAAUGAGCCAGUGAUCAAGUUCAGAUACUUCCCCGCCACGUCCAAGUUCGCCUCCGUAGACGAGAAUGCGCAGAUUGGCACCGUUGUCGCCCUGCUGACCGUCUCGGAUGCCGAUUCCUCGACCGCUAACGGGAAUAUUUCUGUUUCGAUCUUGGGUGGAAACGAACAGAGGCACUUUGACGUGCAUUCCUCCCCCGUCCCGCACUUAAGUUUGAUUAAAGUGGCCAGUGUGCUGGACAGAGAGCGCAUUUCCUCUUACAACCUCACUGUCUCCGUGUCGGAUAACGGCCAGCCGGUGUCUAGAUCCUCUUUAGCCAGUUUAGUGAUUUUUGUGAAUGACAUUAACGACCACCCGCCGGUCUUCCAAGAAAGUAUAUACAGGGUUAACAUCAGCGAGGAGUUGCCCAAAGGCAGCUACAUUAAGGGGGUGUCGGCCACAGAUGGGGAUUCAGGGCAAAACGCCAACCUGCGCUACUCCAUAGUGUCAGGAAAUACUUUAGGCUGGUUUGCCAUCAGCGAGAACAGCGGCUUGGUCACCAGCGCCGCCUUGCUAGAUAGAGAGGUCGCCUCUGACAUUGUUCUCAACAUCAGUGCCAAAGACCAAGGAGUGCAGCCUAAAAUCUCCUAUACUAAGCUCCUGGUGAGCAUUACUGAUGUAAAUGACCAAGUGCCUACUUUUACGCAAAGCGUCUAUCUCUUCUCCAUCCCGGAGAACUCACUUCCGGGAACGGAAAUAACGGUGCUGUCAGCUACCGAUAACGACAAAGGUGCCAACGGAACGGUGCGUUUCGCUUUUGAUUCGGAGACGCCCGUUACUUUUAAAGAUCUUUUCCGUCUGGAUCCAGUUUCUGGGAGAUUAAGCACAGCAAUCGUUUUAGACAGAGAGGAGAAAGAAACUUAUCAACUGUUCAUCCAGGCAGCAGACGGCGGCUCUCCGCCGCUUUCCUCUGUGGCUAAAGUUAAUGUCACAUUAAAAGAUAUAAAUGAUAACAGCCCAGUUUUUUACCCAGUACAGUAUUUCGCAAACAUUAAAGAAAAUGAACCCCCUGGCUCCUAUGUCACCAGUGUUUCAGCCACAGACCCAGAUCUGGGCAAGAAUGGGACUGUCAGAUAUUUCAUCACAGCAGGGGACACAUCUGCCUUCCAAAUAAACAGCAUUACAGGUGUUAUCACUUCAAGAAUUUCACUAGACAGGGAACAAAAGACAGCUUACCAACUACAGGUCACUGCAGCAGACAGUGGGAAUCUGCGCUCCCAAACUCCAGCACUUGUCACAGUCACUGUCAUUGACACACAAGACAACCCACCUGCCUUCACACAAAGCUCUUACAGCUUUGUUAUUUUUGAAAAUGUCGACUUUGGAACCACUGUUGGCACUGUGUCUGCCUCCACACCUGACCUGAACACCAAUAUUACCUACCUGAUCACAUCUGGAGACCAAAGGGGCUUGUUUGCAAUAGACAGUUCCAUGGGCCAAAUUAGCACAGUUGGGGUUAUAGACAGAGAGGAGCUGGCAUUUUAUCAACUGAAAGUCAUAGCAAAAGGCGGGGAGGUGACAGGAGAAACUUUGGUGAACAUCACUGUCAAGGACUUGAAUGACAAUGCACCAUGCUUCCCUCAUGCUGUUGAACAUGUCAGCGCAGUUGAAAGCUGGAGGGCGGGUCACACCAUUCUGCAAGUGAAAGCUGCUGACCCCGACGAGGGCACAAAUGGGUUUAUUGUCUAUAGCCUCAGAGAAAACCCAAAUGGCUUAUUUCAUAUCAGUGAAAAGCAUGGACAGAUCUCUCUGACUGGUCCACUCGAAGUCACUUUUGGAUCAUAUAACCUUGAGGUUCUGGCGUCUGAUAUGGGUGUCCCCCAGCUUACCUCCAACUUGAAUGUGACUGUCCAUGUGUAUGAUGUAAAUGACCACCCCCCAGUGUUUGACCACUUGUCUUAUGAAGUUACUAUUCUGGAAUCUGAACCAGUGAACACUCAGUUUUUUAAAGUACAUGCCACAGACAAAGACUCAGGUUUGAAUGGGGAGGUAACCUAUUCUAUUAUAGGUGGAAAUAAAGAAGAUUCUUUUGGCAUUUUCCCUGACGGUCAGCUGUAUAUCAAGGCGGAUUUAGAUAGAGAGGUGCAGGAGAGGUAUAGCUUGCUCGUGGUGGCAUCAGACCAGGCAGUAGAGGCACUUACUGCAGCAGUGAAUGUAACUGUAAUUUUGGAGGAUGUGAAUGACAACCGACCCCUGUUCAACAGCACCAAUUAUGUUUUUUAUUUCAAAGAAGAGCAAGCUGCUGGCUCAUUUGUUGGUCAUGUGUUUGCGGAAGACAAGGAUUUUGGACCUAAUGGCCUUGUAAGAUAUGCUUUUGACAGCCCACAGCAACACUUUGAACUGAACAGCCUAUCUGGAGCGUUAACCAGCACACAACAGUUGGACAGAGAGGUGUUAAUGCGACAGAGGGGAGCGGCUGUUUUCAGCUUUACAGUUGCAUCGUCAGACCAAGGAGAACCCAGACCAUUGAAAGAUCAUGCCAAAGUACAAGUGUACAUACAAGAUAUUAAUGACAAUUCACCCAAAUUUACAAAAGAUAUUUAUAAAGCUAGCAUUUCUGAAUCCGCACUAAACAUGACACAAGUGUUAAGAGUUUCAGCCUCAGAUGUUGAUGAAGGCAAAAAUGGUCUGCUCCACUACUAUAUCAGCAGUGGCAAUGAAGAAAAAAAGUUUGCAAUCGACAGUAGCACAGGGCAGGUGACACUGAUCAGCCGACUUGACCACGAAGCUACGGCUUCUUAUAGUCUGACCAUAUUGGCCACCGAUUCUGGACAUGUACCUCUUUCAUCAUCUUGUACGCUCAGCAUCACGGUGUUAGAUGAAAAUGACAACCCACCUUCAUUCCCAAAAUCCACCUUGAUUGUGGAUGUCCUAGAAAACAUGAGAAUUGGGGAGCUGGUGGCAUCUGUUACAGCCACUGACUCUGACUCGGGUGACAAUGCGGAAAUAAUUUACAUGAUCACUGCUACUAACAGCCAUGGGACAUUCAGUAUCAGCCCAAACACAGGGAGCAUAUUUCUUGUUAGGAAACUGGAUUAUGAAACACAGUCCCUUUAUACCCUGAACAUAACUGCUAUGGACAAAGGGAGGCCUCCAAAGUCAUCUUCGGUGUCAUUAGUUAUACAAGUCAGAGACUUUAAUGACAACCCACCUAGUUUCCCUCCUGAUGACAUUUUCAAAUCCAUUAUAGAAAAUAUUCCAAUUGGUACUUCAGUAAUGUCGGUCACUGCCCAUGACACGGAUGCAGAUAUAAAUGGUGAGCUGGAAUAUUCAAUAAUUCAGCAGACUCCAAGGGGAAAUCACUUUGUCAUUGACCCCAUGACUGGGACAAUAUUUACUCAUUCAGAAAUUGACAGAGAAUUUUCAAAUCUGUUUGAGUUAACUAUCAAAGCCACCGAUCAGGCUGUUCCAGUGGAAUUUAGGCGUUCUGCUUUCAAGAAUGUAACUAUCUGGGUGACAGAUGUUAAUGAUAAUGGACCGGUAUUCAUCUCCCAGAAUGCUCUGGUUGCAGAGCCGAGUGUUGUCAUUGGCUCGAUCCUCACUACAAUUGUGGCUUUUGACCCAGAUGAAGGUGCCAAUGGCGAAGUGGAGUAUGAGCUGGUUGGCGGAAACUCUGAUACGUUUAGCAUGGAUCGCUAUAGUGGAGACAUCAGAGUGGCCUCUCCUCUGGUUCCUUCCAAACUUCUGUACAGCCUUAUUGUUUCUGCUGCUGACCUGGGAGCAGAGAGGAGAACCUCUAGCACAGAGCUGACCAUCAUUCUGCAGGGAUCUGAAGGGCCUGUGUUUUCACAACCUAAAUACAUUACUAUAAUUAGGGAAGGAGAACCAGUCGGGACUAAUGUCAUAUCACUGGAUGCAUCUAGUCCCAGAGGUAUGGAGGCAUUAGUGGAAUUUUACAUUGUGUCGGUACGCUGCAAUGGAAAAACUGUUGGCAGGCUGUUCACCAUAGGGCGACAUACUGGCAUCAUUCAGACGGCUGCAGUCUUAGACCGGGAGAGGGGCUCCAACUUGUACCUUGUGGAUGUUUAUGCAAUAGAGACAGAUUCCAGUCUGCCUCGGACACAGAGGGCUGAGGUUGAAAUAACUUUGCAGGAUAUCAAUGACAAUCCCCCAGUCUUCCCAAGUGAUAUGCUGGAUCUUACGGUUGAGGAAAAUAUUGGUGAUGGGUUUAAGAUAAUGCAGCUGACAGCUACAGAUGCCGAUGAGGGAGCUAAUGCUCUUGUGACAUAUGCAAUUAUUAGUGGAGCAGAUGACAGCUUCCGCAUUGAUCCGGAAUCUGGAGACCUGAUUGCCACUAAACGUUUGGACAGAGAACGUCGUUCAAAGUACUCAUUGCUGGUGAGGGCUGAUGAUGGUCUACAGUCUUCAGAUAUGAGAAUAAAUAUCACAGUUAGUGAUGUUAAUGAUCACAUUCCCAAAUUCUCCAGAAAUGUAUACUCGUUUGACAUACCAGAAGACACUACACCAGGAUCUAUUGUGGCAGCCAUUCUGGCAAGUGAUGCAGAUUCUGGUGUCAAUGGUGAGAUCACAUACUCUGUGGUGGAGGAUGAUCAAGAUGGAGUGUUCUUCUUAAACCCAGUGACAGGAGUCUUUAAUGUGACUCAGCCUUUAGACUACGAAAUCCAACAGUACUUCAUUCUUACCGUUCAGGCUGAGGAUGAUGGCAAGCAGUUCAGUACUGUGAGAGUUUAUUUCAAUAUCCUUGAUGUCAAUGACAAUCCUCCAGUCUUCAGCUCUGCGGCAUACAGUGUUUCUAUUAUGGAAAAUCUGCCUCCUGGAUCCACAGUUCUCACCAUAAAAGCCACUGAUGCAGAUGAUGGUCCGAACUCUCAGAUGUCAUUCAGCAUUACUUCAGGAGAUCCACUUGCUCAAUUUGACAUUGACAACAAUGGAGUUUUGAAGACCAAGCAGAAUCUGGACCGGGAAUCACAGUCGUAUUAUAACCUUAUGGUAACAGUUCAUGACAUGGCUCUUCACCCAACAGUAAGAUUUACUAGCUCUGCACAAGUGUCCAUUAUUUUAUUGGAUGUUAAUGACUGCCCACCAAGCUUCACUUCACAGAAGAUCACCUACAUACAAGAGAAUACGCCUGUGGAUACAGAGGUCUUUACAGCCCAAGCCUUCGACUCUGACAGUGGUCCAAACAGCUAUAUUGAAUACUCUCUGCCCAGCUUUUUAGGAAGCAGGUUUAGCAUUGGACCAAUUAAUGGGAAAGUUAAACUCACAGGAGAACUUGACAGAGAACAGUUUUCAAACUAUACAGUAACUAUCAUUGCAAAAGAUAAGGGCGAUCCACCCCUUUCCUCAUCUAUGGAUGUUACCAUAAUUGUUUUGGAUGUCAAUGACAACAGCCCUGUUUUUACACAGGGAAUGUACAAGGUUGAAAUUAGCGAGAGCACCCUGAGUGGCACAGACCUUGUUCAGGUAAUCGCAACUGAUGCUGAUGAAGGAGUCAAUGGGCAAGUGCGAUUUUCCAUCAAUGGGGGGAACAAUAAUGGAGAUUUCAGGAUAGACACUGUUACUGGGGUCAUUUCUGUUGCAAAGUCACUGGAUCGAGAGAAACAACCUUCAUAUUCAUUGCUGGUUCAAGCAACUGACCGUGGAAGUAAUCCCAGGACAGACACCACCAUUGUGGACAUAGUUUUGCUGGAUGAGAAUGAUUAUGUGCCUGUGUUUGAACAGCCUUUCUACACAGUGAAUGUGAAGGAAAAUUUAAAAAAUCUUCCUCUAAGUGUUUUACAGGUACAUGCAAAUGAUGAAGAUCUUGCUCAGAAUAGCCAGCUAAGCUACAGCCUUGUAAGUGGAAAUGAAGAUGGUGACUUCAGCUUGUCACCAGGAGGACAACUCAGUCUGAUCAAGAGUCUUGAUCGUGAGGCCAAGGAAAAAUACAUUCUAAUUGUUACAAGCACGGAUUCAGGUACCCCAGCUCUUACUGGCACAGGGACGGUGACUGUUUUAGUUGAUGAUGUGAAUGACAACAUUCCAGUUUUUGCUUCCAACACCUUCCAUACCAGUGUACCUGAAGACACUCCGACUGGCUCUGAUGUGCUUCUUGUAAAUUGCUCCGAUGCUGAUACAGGCCUAAAUGCUGUAAUAAGUUACAGUCUUACCGGGGGCAACUCCCAGUUCUCUAUAAACCCUUCUACUGGACAAAUUAUCAUGAGUUCCUUAUUGGAUCGAGAAGUAAAAAAGGAUUACGAACUUGUUGUAGUUGCACAUGAUGGAGGACGUCCCCUGGCCUUGUCCAGCUCUGCCAUAGUUUCUGUUACUAUAUCAGAUGUCAAUGAUAACCCACCAAGAUUCCAUCAUCAUCCAUAUGUGACACAUAUUGGUGCGUCUACGUCAGCAGGUUCACUUGUUUUUGCAGUUACUGUGACAGAUGCAGACGCUGGCUCUAAUGCUCAACUUCAUUAUUCACUGAUGGGUCGAAAUUCUGAAAAGUUUCAAAUUGAUCCAGUGCGUGGAGCCAUUACCGCAGCUGAAAAACUUUCAGGAGGUUCUGAAGUAACUUUUGCAGUUCAUGUAAAAGAUGGAGGAAUAUAUCCCAAAUCUGACAGCACAACUGUUACUGUGAGAUUUGUCACAGACCAAGAUUUUCCAUACAUCAAGCCAGGGCAAACCCAUUUCAUGUUCCCCGAAAACCAGGCUGUCAAUACACUGGUCACUACAUUUUCUGGAUCUUCAACUAGAGCAGCACCUUUGUCGUAUUUCAUAGCCAGUGGUAAUCUUGACAGUGCAUUUCAUAUUGACCAGCAGACUGGAGAGCUUUCCAUUAAAAAACCCUUGGACUUUGAAAAUAUACAGAAAUAUAUCCUUUGGAUUGAAGCCAGAGAUCAGGGUUUCCCACCAUUUUCUUCUUAUGAAAAAGUAGAAAUAACAAUAAUAGAUGUAAAUGACAACUAUCCAGUAUUCAAACAAGAAUCAUUUAGCGCAACCAUCCUGGAAAAUUUGCCUACACAGAAAGUUAUUUUUGUUGUAGCUGUAGACACAGAUAGUGGUCUUAAUGGACAAUUAGAGUAUACAAUCACGGAUGGAAACCAUGGAAACAGUUUUACUAUUAACAAAGCCACUGGAGAAAUUAAGAGCAAUGGACCUCUCGAUCGAGAAAAAGAAGCCCAGUAUUUGCUGAUAGUUAAAGCUACUGACAAGGGCUCUCCUCCUAAAUCUGCCACAGUCAAAGUUAUUAUUCGUGUAUUGGAUGUGAAUGAUAAUGCACCCAAAUUUUCCAAAAUUUUCAGUGCUCAUAUACCUGAAAAUGCACCCCUGGGAUCCAUAGUGACUUGUGUCACCACCUCAGAUGAAGAUACUGGAUCAAAUGCAGUGAGCCGGUAUUCCUUAGCAGACACAAGCCUACCCUUUUCAAUCAAUUCAGACACUGGGGAUAUUACUGUAAGCCGACCUCUUAACAGAGAAGAUACAGAGCGCUAUAUUGUAAGAGUUUCAGCUCAUGAUUCUGGAUGGACAGUAAGCACAGAUGUUUCAAUAUUUGUAACAGACGUUAAUGAUAACUCUCCUCGUUUUAGUCGGCCAUCAUAUUACCUUGAUUACCCUGAGCUUACUGCAAUUGGAUCAAAGGUCACUCAAGUCUCAGCUACUGAUCCUGAUACAGGUUCUAAUGGUCAGAUAUUUUACUUUAUAAGAUCACAGUCGGAAUAUUUUAGAAUAAAUUCAUCCACUGGUGAAAUUUUUACUAAGCAGUACAUCAAAUAUCAAAAUUUAACCGGCAUAAGCAAUGUAAACAUCAACCGGCACAGUUUUAUUGUUACAGCUUCUGACCGUGGUGUUAUACCUCUUUUGAGUGAGGCAACUGUGAUUGUCAACAUUGUGGACAGCAAUGAUAAUCCACCAAAGUUUCAAACUGUUGCCUACUUUACACCUGUAACAAAGAGUGUGAGGCCUGGAACGAAGUUAAUAAGAGUUGUUGCUUCUGAUGACAAAGACUUUGGUGUCAAUUCUGAUAUUGAAUAUUUUAUAACAAAGGGUAACAGUUCAAACAAGUUUCAUUUAGACAGACACAGUGGUUGGGUAAGCGUUUCUUCUUCACUUAUGACUGACGUUAAUAAACUUUACCUAGCAGAGAUAACUGCAAAAGAUAAAGGCAACCCACCACUCUCUGCUCAAGCAACCCUCCGGAUUAUUGUUACGGAAGAGAACCACCAUACUCCAGAAUUUUCCCAAAGUCACAUCACCAUGAGCAUACCAGAGAGCCUUACAGUUGGAACAGUGAUAAGAACUGUUUCCGCAAGAGACAAAGACAGAGACAUGAACGGGUUUGUUAAGUACAAUAUUACUUCUGGAAAUGACAUGGGCCUUUUCGCAAUAAACAGUUCUUCAGGUGCCUUAAUUUUAGCUAAAAUGCUGGAUUUUGAAGAUCAGGAAAUUCACGAACUGAGGAUCAGUGCAACAGAUAAUGGCUGGAUUCCAAACACUGGUUUCAUCACGAUUACCAUUCAUGUUACAGAUGUGAAUGAUAAUUCUCCUCUCUUUAACCCUGAUGAGUACUUUCCAGUUGUAAUGGAAAACGCCCCAAGUGGCACCACUGUUGUAAAAAUGAAUGCUACUGAUAAAGACUCGGGCACAAAUGCCAUGACUGCGUACACGAUUCAGUCUUCAGACAGUGAUUUAUUUGUAAUAGAUCCAAAUACUGGAAUUAUUACCACUCAGGGUUUCCUUGACUAUGAAGCAAGGCAAAGUUAUCAUUUAACUGUAAAAGCUUUCAAUGUCCCAAAUGAAGAGCGGUGCAGUUUUGCCAAUGUAAACAUCCAGUUGAAAGGUGCUAAUGAAUAUGUUCCCAGAUUCGUAUCAAAGCAAUAUUAUUUUGAGGUUUCAGAGGCUGCACCCCUCGGAACAGUUAUUGGAGAAGUUUUUGCAAGUGACAGAGAUCUUGGAGUGGAUGGAGAAGUCCACUACUUAAUAUUUGGGAAAAGCAGAAUGAAAGGUUUCAGCAUCAAUAAAAAGACUGGACAAGUUUAUGUGUCUGGACAUCUUGAUCGUGAAAAAGAAGAAAAGAUCUCUUUAAGGGUACUAGCCAAGAACACCGGGAGCAUUAAGGGCACGGAUAUUGAUGAGGUCAUUGUUAAUAUCACAGUCCUAGAUGCUAAUGACCCACCUGUUUUCAACUCUGACUUAUACAAUGUCAAAAUCAGUGAAGGCUUUUCCCCUGGCACUCAUGUAAUCUUUGUCAAUGCUUUUGACUCUGACUCUGUACCCAAUUGGAGUAGGUUUUCUUAUUUUCUGGGCUCAGGAAAUGAAAACAAUGCCUUCACAAUUAAUCCUCAGACAGGGCAGGUCUCAGUUGCUUCAGAGCUGGAUAGAGAGUCUACCCCUGUUUACAAUUUGUCUGUUUUAGCAGUAGAUUCUGGAUCACCACCUGCAACUGGAAGUGCCAGCCUCAUAGUGACAUUAGAGGACGUCAACGACAAUGGACCUACGCUAAUCAGUACAGUUGCAGAGGUUUCUGAAAAUGAACGGGCAGGAACCAUUGUAGCAACUCUAAACUCCACAGAUUGUGAUCUACCUCCAAACCAAGGGCCCUUUACCUAUAACUUACUUAGCACAGAACCUAGUUCCAAUUAUUUUAGCCUUAGCCCCAAUGGAGUUCUGUCUACAUCCAGAGAAAUUGACAGAGAAACAAUAAGUGAUUUCUAUUUGUCUGUAAUGAUCAGAGACUCUGGUGUCCCACAAAUGUCUUCAACCGGAACCAUCCAUGUUAAGAUCAAUGACAAAAAUGACAACCCCUCUGAGACUAGAUCAGUUGAAGUCUUUGUUUAUUAUUUUGGAAAUGUAUUUCCUGGUGGAAUUCUAGGCACUGUCAAACCUCAAGAUCCAGAUGUACUGGACACUUUCCGUUGCUCUCUUGCUUCAGGAGUCACAAGUUUGUUUAGUAUAGCAGCUGACACUUGUGAUUUAAAAUCUCAGUCAAGGUCUUCUGAAGGAACAUUUGAUUUAACAGUCCACAGUAAUGAUGGUCUUCACGGAACAGUUACAAGCAAUGUUCGGGUGUUUUUUAUUGGAUUUAGUAAUGUCACUAUUGACAACAGUAUCCUUCUCCAUCUACAAGUAGAGAGUGUCACUAGCUUGCUAACCCAUCAUUACCUUAGGUUUUUGCGAAUUGCUAACUCACAGCUUGCUGGCAGGGGGACUGGUGUUCAGCUAUAUGGGGCAUUUGAACACAGUAACAAAACUUUGCUUAUGGCUGCCAUUAAACGCAGUUAUAACCAGUAUGUUAACCCCAGUGGAGUAGCUACAUUCUUUGAAAGCAUAAAAGACAUUCUCCAAAGACAGAGUGGUGUGCACAUUAAUUCAGUUGACUAUGACCCUUGCAUACAUAAUCCUUGUCAUAACGGUGGAAGCUGCAAGAAGCAUCUGAGUGUCGGCCAUAGUCCAAUAAGAGAAGAGAGCAUGCCGGUAAUCAUUGUGUCUAAUGAGCCAAUGCCACCGUAUAUCUGCAACUGCAUGCCUGGAUAUACUGGAACCUUGUGUGAAGCCGACAUCGAUGAAUGCCUUCCACUUCCAUGUCACAAUGGUGGAACCUGUCAUAAUUUGGUUGGUGGAUUUUCCUGUAGUUGCCCAGAAGGAUUCACAGGAAUGGCAUGUGAAAGGGAUAUCAACGAAUGCCUGUCAAACCCCUGUAAGAAUGGUGCACAUUGCCAGAACUUUCCAGGAGGUUUCAAUUGUGUGUGCAAAAAUGGAUAUACAGGAAAAACUUGUGACUCCGCCAUCAAUUACUGUGAAUGUAAUCCUUGUUUUAAUGGGGGAUCCUGUCAGAAUGGAGUGGAUGGCUAUUACUGUCAUUGUCCAUUUGGUGUCUUUGGCAAGCACUGUGAGCUGAACAGCUAUGGUUUUGAAGAGUUAUCGUAUAUGGAAUUCCCAAGUUUGGAUCCAAAUAACAAUUACAUCUACAUCAAGUUUGCAACUAUUAAGAGUAAUGCCCUCUUACUGUAUAACUAUGAUAAUCAGACGGGAGAUAAAGCUGAAUUUCUGGCUUUGGAAACAUAUGAAGGAAGAAUGAGAUUCUCAUUUAACCUUGGAAGUGGAACUUAUAAAUUAAUGGCUAUGAAGAAGGUUUCUGAUGGACAGUUUCACACUGUCAUUGCUCGGAGAACAGGAAUGGCUGCAUCCCUGACUGUAGAUUCCUGUACUGAAGACCAGGAACCUGGAUACUGUGCUGUUAGUAAUGUGGCUGUUCAUAAAGACUGGACGUUGGAUGUACAACCAAAUAGACUCACUGUUGGAGGAAUCAGUUCCAUAGAUCCAAUUUUGUCUAGGAAAGGACAAGUGGCCAGCCAUGAUUUUGUUGGGUGCAUCAUGGAAUUUGCCAUUAAUGGGCGUCCAUUGGAACCAAGCCAAGCAGUAACAUCUCAAGGAAUUGUGGACAGAUGCCCAAGAUUAGAAGGAGCAUGUGCAACAAAUCUUUGUAAGCAUGGUGGCACCUGUGUUGACAACUGGUCUUGGCAGCAAUGUCAAUGCACAGAUGGCUUUACUGGACGAUUUUGUGAAAAAUUCAUGAAUGCUGAUACAGCUUUGUCACUGGAUGGAAUUGGACGCCUGGAUUACACUUUGAGUCAAAGUAAAAAGCGUAACUCUUUGCUAAAACAAAGUUUAAGAGAUCCUGCCUAUGAUCCAGUUGGUCCAACUAACCUUGAUAUGAAGUUCAGGACAAGAAGCAAAAAUGGAAUAUUAUUUCACGUUCAGGAAAGCAGUAAUUAUACUACAGUGAAGAUUAAAAAUGGAAAGUUACAUUAUAUCUCGGAUGCUGGAGUCGGUGGGAAGGUUGAGAGAAACAUUCCAGAAUUAUUGGUGUCAGAUGGCCAAUGGCAUAUCUUUGAGCUUGUGAAGAAUGGCUCAAUUACAUCAAUUUCUCUUGAUCACACCUAUAAAAGGGAAAUUCCUCACAGUACACAGGACUUUGGGGGAUUGAAUGUUUUAACCCUUUCCCUAGGUGGGGUCCCUGCUGGUACAUCACCUCAAAGCUCUACCACAGGGUUUGAAGGAUGUUUUGCUUAUGUAAAUUACAAUGGAGAGUAUCUGCCAUUCAGUGGAGAGCACACGGCAGCUACAAUAACAAAAACGCAUCCCUCAAUCAAAAUUGGUUGCAGAGGUCCAAAUGUGUGCGCCAGUAACCCUUGCAUGGGAGGACUGAUGUGUGUCAAUCAAUGGCAUGCCUUUGAGUGCGUUCCACCAGGGGACUGCAGUGCACUACCCUGUAAGAAUGGAGGAAGCUGUGAACCCAGUGGCCAUUCUGGAUUUACAUGCACUUGUCCAGAGUUUUAUACUGGAAAAACCUGUGAAACUGUAGUAGCCUGUCUUGGUGUGCAGUGUCCGCAGGGCACCACCUGUAAAACAGGGUCAAAUGGAGGCUUCAUCUGUGCUUCAAGUCCUCAAACAGACCAGACAUUCCUGCCGAUAUGGGCUGUUCCUGCCAUUGUGGGAAGUUGUGCUACUGCUUUAGCUUUAGUUGUGCUGGGAUUAAUCUUAUGCAAUCACUGUAGGGGAAGAAAAACAAAAGUGCCAAACGAAGAGAAGAAACCAAAGGAAAAGAAGAAAAAAGGUAGUGAGAAUGUUGCCUUUGACGAUCCAGAUAACAUACCUCCUUAUGGAGAUGACAUGACUGUAAGGAAACAGCCUGAAGGUAAUCCUAAACCUGAUAUCAUUGAAAGAGAGAACCCCUAUCUAAUUUAUGAUGAAACAGACAUUCCACAUAAUACAGAGACUGUGCCAAGUGCUCCAUGUGUGGGUCCUGAAGCAGACAUUGAACAUUAUGAUAUUGAAAAUGCUAGCAGUAUCGCACCUUCAGAUGCUGAUAUUAUUCAACACUAUAAACAGUUUCGUAGUCACACUCCAAAAUUCUCCAUCCAAAGGCAUAGUCCACUAGGAUUUGCAAGGCAAUCUCCACUACCUUUGGGUGCAAGCAGCUAUUCCUACCAGCCCUCAUAUAGCCAAGGGCUUAGAUCAGCUCCUUUGAGCCACACUGCAUGCCCUAAUCCUAAUCCUCUAUCUCGGCACAGUCCUGCUCCUUUCACCAAGCCAUCCUCAUUUUACCGGAAUAGCCCAGCAAGAGAACUGCAGCUAUCCCGAAGAGAAGGGAGUCCUUUAGAUCUGCAUAAUGAAGUAUGCCAACCUGGUAUUUUCAACUAUGCAACUCGACUUGGAAGGAGAAGCAAAAGUCCCCAAACAAUGGCAGGACAUGGCUCCCGGCCUGGGAGUCGCCUUAAGCAGCCAAUAGAGCAAAUUCCUCUGGAGACUGGGCCUCCGGUGGGUCUUUCUAUAGAAGAAGUCGAAAGACUAAACACACCACGCCCAAGGAAUCCUAGCAUUUGCAGUGCUGAUCAUGGGAGAUCUUCAUCAGAUGAAGACUGCAGGAGACCCCUCUCAAGAAUUAGAAAUCCUGCAGAUGGAAUUCCAGCUCCAGAGUCAUCUUCAGAGAGUGAUUCUCAUGAUUCUUUUACAUGCUCCGAGAUGGAAUACGACAGGGAGAAGCCCACAGUGUAUUCUUCCAGGAUGCCUAAAUUGUCACAAGUCAAUGAGUCUGAUGGAGAUGAUGAAUAUUACAGCACAAGGCUCAAACAGAGGAGGUACCCUAGCCGCAGAGCGGAGGGUGGUCCAAGUAGCCAAGCUCUUCCUUCUGAACAGUAUAUAUUGUCCCAAAAACUGGGACAACAAGCUGGAAAUUUCAAUUGGGACAAUCUUUUAAACUGGGGCCCAGGUUUUGGGCAUUAUGUUGAUGUUUUUAAGGACCUAGCAUCCCUUCCUGAGAACACUGCAGCAAAAGAAAUUGAAAUGAAUAGUGGAGAUGGAGCUGUAGCAACUUCAAAUGAAGGGGAAACAGAGCAAUAUAUAUAGACAUUAUUUAAAUUGACUGUCAAAUUCAAUGCUGAAAAAUAUGCAUUUAACCUUGAUUAAACUAAUAAGUUAAACAUGUUUUUCCCCAGUGGACUACAUUAUAUCUGCAUAGGAGACAUGUUUUGGACUUGGUCUUCCUUCAAAUGCAGAAAUGCAGCUGCGGAAAAAAAAAAACAAAAAACAAAAUCUGUCCUUUUUGGAAAAGAUAUCCACCUUUUUCUUUUGUAAAUGUAAUUUAGUAAAAUGUUAACAAGACUUUAAACUGUUGCCUUUGUUUUUGAAAAGGUGCAGUUCUCUGAGUAAGCCUUGGAUUUUACAAAUAAGUGAAACAACAGUAUUUUGCUUUUGAAUUGACAAGCUGUUAUCACAGCUUAAUUUAUGUAGGUAUCUGUACAAUUUAGUAUUAUUCUACCCUUCAUCUGAGGAAAGCACACAUUUGUUCUUCAGUUUCAUUGUUUUGCUUUUGGUUUGGAAGCAACCAUAUGUAUCUGAUCUCCAGCACAUGAUGUAUUUUAUCCAGUCGUUCGCACUACAAUGAACACAUGAAUUGGCCAGCACUUUAAAUCACUACUGCCAAUAUUAUGUGAAAAUGUAAUAAAGAUCCCUUUGAUAUGUUUUCUCUCACAGUAUCAGCAAAAUAUUUGAGGGGUAAAGGUUAAAAAG